GCUCCCUCUCUGGAUUAUUUUUUUCCCCUCUAAAGAUAGUAAAAUUCUCCAGCUUAAUAAUGUUAUAGGAGUGAAUCAUUAAUGUUCUUAAAUUUACCAAAACACACCUUAAACCCAUGUGACCGUUAUUUUUUUUUUAAGUUCUUGAGAUGGGAGAUUUAUUUUCCUAAAAGGUUUUAUUGGGGAAUUCACAUCGACAACCAGGAACGCACUUUCUUCCUUACUUUGCAUAGUUUUCUUUUGCAUCUCGUUUGGAUGAAAUAAGGCAGAACGUUCUUAUUACUUGAACUUGGCUUCAUUUUAUUUUCCGUUUUCAUUAAUGCUUUCCUUGCUUUGGCACACAGCACUAUUUGGUUCACAGUACUGUAGAAAAAAUGCUUAAUUACUGAAAAACUCUGACUGCAAUUCAGGAAGAACAUGCAGAGGAACAUAUUUGCUCAGGUUAAGUUUACGUGACGUUCAAAAAUAGAUAACAAUAACCUGCCGCUAAACUAAAUGGGCGCUUUUGUUGAAAGCAUUUGGUUGCGAGUGGAGCAGAAAGAGAUGGGAUCUAAGGCAUUAAUUUAAAAUGCCUUAAAAGGAAAAGCAAGAUACAUCACAGUGUUCCUGCUGGCAGGAGACCAGGUUCUUCUUGAGGUCUGUCCCUGGUGCCAGAAUACUGUCCACAGCAGUGGAAUUGAACAUGAGGGUUGCGUUUUAAAUCCACUCCGUGUGCAUUGAGAUUGCUCAAUUGCUAUGAACACGUAAUUUAAAAAAAUAAAAAAGAAAGGAAAUAACUCUAGGUUAUGAAUUAGAAGACCAGGGUUUCUACUUUUUGAGUCAUCAUUUCCUACCCACAUAUUUCUAGACAAUCCCUUCAAGGCACGAGCCUCUGUUUCUUCAUUUGCAAAAUAGCAGUCUGCACCUUGCUUCCUACCUAGGACUCUUUGGAGGAUCUAAAAAUUAGGUCCAUGCAAACACUUCAUAAAAUAUAAUUUUAUGUAAAAAGAAAUGCUUAAUUGUGAGGGUGUUUUGAACAGGGCUGAAGUAGAAGGAAGGUAAAUUUUUUGUACACUUGUUUACUUUUUUGGGGUGAAAGUGAGAAGAAUUGGGUCUGCUCCCAUGCAGUGAAGCAAGGGAGGUGGACCUGGGCUAGUUCAGCUCCUCUCUCUUCUGGGAGCCAUGGUUGUGACUUCCUCUAACCUUUGUUGUCAUGAACCUAAGACCGAUGAAUACCCCUCUGCCUUCAUUCAUCCCCAAACUUAUAUAAAGGAUGUUUCCAGAUUCUCCAUUGUUCAUUCCUGGCUAAGAGAGAACGAGAUGUCUGUGCAAGAGGAACAGAUACGACGAGAAGUCACACUUUGUCUGAGGAAGGUCCAUGAUUGGAGGCACCUUAUCUUAUUCAAUAAUAUAUCUCCAGUUCCUAGAAGAGUGAGUGAUACAUGGUAGGUUCUCAGUAAAUAUUUUAUGCAUGAAGGAAGAAAUCAUUUGAAAAGAAACUGUCUAGUGAAAUGAGCUGAUUUGUAUAUCAUCUUCCCCAGAAACUAAGCAUUAAGAUGAAACACUGAGACUGCUGACAGAAUUUAGAAUAUUAGAAUGAUAACCCCCUGGGCCCAUGUGGAUGGGCUGACACCACAGUACUGUAGGGACCCUGGGGCUCUAGAACCAAUAUUCUUUCAUCCAACAUUUUUUUGUUGAGUGCCCACUAAGUGCUGGGCAGUGGAUGCUUGGUGGGUCUUGGAAGAAAUGUAAAAGUGGACUUCCCAAGUCCUGUCCCCCAUCCGUUUCUUCUGUCCCCAGCCCCCAUCAUCAUCAGCCUUCCACUUUUAGCAGUGCAGCUCUGGAGAGCGGUAGUGGGCUUCUCCUUGCACCUGCCCCGAUACCUUCUGCUUGUCCAGAAUUGGUCCAUGGUUGCAGAUUACUUGGUCUCUCUUCUCUUUUGGACGCAUGAUUUCAUUGUCAAAUACUCUGCUUUUACUGUUGCACCCACAAGGGUUCUGAUAAGCAUCCUCUAGGGUGGCCAGUGAGACUCUGUCUUGAACCUUUGUCCUUCAUUAUAAUUCACUUUACAUUUGUCCUUAACUUUAAGCUGUUACUUGGUAAUAAGUACCAAGAACACAGUAGUGGACAAGACAGAUAUGGAAGUAGAAUCUCACAGAACUUCCAUUGUGCGAAAGAAGAUGGGAAAGUCAUAGAGUAACUGCAUGGAAGUGGGAGGAGGGUUGCUGAAGGGAAAAUAGAGAAGGCUCCGGAGUGUAUAGAAGUGGGGAGGUGGCAGGGAAGACCUUAAAAAGGAGGCCAUUAUGUAGACACCCCAGGGAAGAAGAGGACCUAGGUGGGGUGGUAGGAGAGGCAGAGGGAGCUGGGGUGCGAGAAAGCUUGGAGCCGCUGAAGACCUGGAAACGUUCUGUCUGUCCAGUGUCUGUCCCGCCACCGUCUGUCCCAUGGUCAGUGGCGUGCAUCUGUGGGAUUCUCCAAACCAUCUGUUCCACACGGUGGAGAAUAGAUUGGAGGAAGGCAAGAUUGGAGGUGGGGCGACCAGUUUGGGAGCCUCUUCAAUAGCCCAUGCCCAAUAUGGUGGCAGCUUUUAUUGGAGAGGUAACAGUGGGUGAGAGGGAAAUGGUCCAUUUAGCAGGAAUUUAGGAAGCUCAAUGUGCAAGAUUUGGUGACUAGUAGAUGUGGUAAGAGGAGGGGCCUUCAUGAUGGGAGGUGACACUCACUGGUCUCCUGCUUGAUCCUAAGAAGAAGGGCUGCUCUGUUCCAAGGUGAGCAACUAGAGAAGGCAUAUGAGCUGUUGCUGUUAGUGGGGCUUGGGGGGAAUGAAUUCAAAUAUUUGGCUCUCAAGACUCAACCCACUCGCAGGGACUCAUCUCUCUCCAGUUGAUAUGAUACCUUUAUGAUCAUGUUCUACAAACAAUUCCCCACACUGUGUUUCUAAAGUUUUCCUUUGUUCUGGAAGAACAGCUUUCCAUGGUGGGCACUUCUAGGGUGGAAACUGGGUCCUGCCUGGGGCACCAUAUGGCAGUUACAGGAGUCUGUUUCCUUCCCCCCAAGGCCGACUGAGAAUGUAUGUCACGGGCUUUAGGUGCACCAUAGUGCAUCAAAUAUGGAAGCCAGGAAAUAAGGAAAGACCUCAGAAGUACAUCCUGUACAAGGUAAUAAGCAUCGGUAACCAUAUUGUGUGGAAGGCAUGGAAAAGCAAGUUUGACAAGACAGCUGAUUUAUUCUGAAGAAGAUGAAGGCAUGUGUGUUCCCACAAGAUGAUGGCACUCAUAAACGGUCAGCGAGAAGUCAUACUGUGCCAGAAGGCAUUUGCUCUCUAAGACUGCUCACAUCCCCUCUCUCCAAGGAACUUGUUAACAGCACUGGUGUGUGAGAGUUGGGCUGCCCUGCCUGAGUGACUGUGGAUCCUUUGUGUGAUACAUGAUCAAGGAAACACUCCAUCGCUUCCCUCCUUGGCACUUUCCCCACAUGACGGGACGACGAGCUUCUGGUUAAAGACAAGUGUCCAGAUCCUAAGGUCUCCUGCCCACCAUGAAGGGACCCUGCAUCAUUGCGUGGCUCUUCUCAAGCCUGGGAUGGUGGAGACUCGCCCAGCCGGAGACAGACGCAUCUCAGUGCCAGAGAGCAGAGCACCCGGUCAUUUCCUAUAAAGAAAUUGGCCCCUGGUUGCAGGAGUUCAGAGCGAAGAAUGCUGUGGAUUUCUCGCAGUUAACAUUUGACCCAGGACAGAAAGAACUUCUUGUAGGAGCAAGAAACUACCUCUUCAGAUUACAGCUUGAGGAUUUGUCUCUGAUCCAGGCUGUGGAGUGGGAGUGUGAUGAAGCAACGAAGAAGGCCUGUUACAGCAAAGGCAAGUCCCAGGAGGAAUGUCAGAACUACAUCCGGGUACUGUUGGUGGGUGGCGACAGGUUAUUUACCUGUGGAACCAACGCUUUCACGCCGGUCUGCACCAACCGCACGCUGAGUAACCUGACGGAGAUCCAUGAUCAGAUCAGCGGCAUGGCACGCUGUCCUUACAGCCCUCGGCACAAUUCCACGGCUCUCCUCACGGCGGGCGGUGAGGUCUAUGCAGCCACGGCCAUGGAUUUCCCCGGACGCGAUCCCGCCAUUUACCGAAGUCUGGGCGUCUUGCCCCCUCUCCGCACCGCGCAGUACAACUCCAAAUGGCUCAACGAACCAAACUUCGUGUCAUCUUAUGACAUCGGGAAUUUCACCUACUUCUUUUUCCGCGAAAAUGCUGUGGAGCAUGACUGUGGGAAGACCGUGUUCUCCCGAGCUGCCCGCCUUUGCAAGAAUGACAUCGGGGGCCGGUUCCUGCUGGAGGACACGUGGACCACGUUUAUGAAGGCCCGUCUCAACUGCUCCCGCCCUGGCGAGCUCCCUUUCUACUACAAUGAGCUGCAGGGCACCUUCUUCCUGCCUGAGCUGGAUCUGAUCUACGGCAUCUUUACCACCAAUGUGAACAGCAUCGCUGCCUCAGCCGUGUGCGUCUUCAACCUCAGCGCCAUCUCGCAGGCCUUUAACGGGCCCUUCAAGUACCAGGAGAGCUCUCGGUCCGCCUGGCUACCGUAUCCCAACCCUAACCCCAACUUCCAGUGCGGCACCAUGGACCAGGGCCUGUACGUGAACCUGACGGAAAGGAACCUGCAGGAUGCUCAGAAGUUCAUCCUGAUGCAUGAGGUGGUACAACCAGUGACUGCAGUGCCCUCCUUCAUGGAGGACAACAGCCGCUUUUCCCACGUGGCCGUCGACCUGGUGCAGGGCAGGGACGCACUCAUCCACAUCAUUUAUUUGGCCACAGAUUACGGCACCAUUAAAAAAGUGCGGGCGCCCCUGACUCAGACCUCGGGCAGCUGUUUGCUGGAAGAGAUGGAGCUCUUCCCCGAGAGGCGGCCAGAGCCCAUUAGAAGCCUGCAGAUCCUCCACAGCCAGAGCGUCCUGUUCGUGGGUCUGCGGGAGCACGUGGCCAAGAUCCCACUGAAGAGGUGCCAGUUCCACCACACGCGCAGUGCCUGCAUUGGGGCCCAGGACCCCUACUGUGGCUGGGAUUCGGUGAUGAAGAAAUGCACGAGCCUGGAGGAGAGCCUGAGCAUGAUGCAGUGGGAGCAGAGCAUCUCCACCUGUCCUAUGAGGAAUCUCACCGUGGAUGGGCACUUCGGCGCGUGGUCAGCGUGGGCGCCAUGCACGCACACCGACGGCAGCACCGUGGGAUCCUGCCUCUGCCGGACCCGCUCCUGCGACAGCCCGGCCCCCCAGUGCGGCGGCUGGCAGUGCGAGGGCCCCCGCAUGGAGAUCGCUAACUGUUCCAGGAGUGGAGGCUGGACCCCCUGGACCUUGUGGUCUCCCUGCAGCACCACCUGCGGGAUCGGCUUCCAGGUGCGCCAGAGGUCCUGCAGCAACCCUACUCCGCGACACGGGGGCCGGGUGUGUGUGGGACAGAACCGCGAGGAAAGGAAGAUCCAUCCUGCAUUAUACUGCAAUGAGCAUCUGCUGUGCCCCCCACACAUGUUCUGGACAGGCUGGGGUCCCUGGGAACGGUGCACAGCACAGUGUGGAGGCGGCAUUCAAGCUCGCCGCAGAACCUGCGAGAAUGGUCCUGACUGUGCGGGCUGUAGUGUGGAGUACCAGCCUUGUAAUACCAACCCAUGCCCUGAGCUGAAAAAGACCACACCUUGGACGCCCUGGACACCUGUCAACAUCUCUGACAAUGGGGGCCACUACGAGCAGCGAUUUCGGUACACAUGCAAGGCCCGCCUGCCUGAUCCAAACUUGCUGGAAGUGGGAAGGCAGAGAAUUGAGAUGCGGUACUGUUCUAGUGAUGGAACCAGCAGCUGCUCCACCGACGGCCUUUCUGGUGAUUUCCUGCGUGCUGGGAGAUACUCUUCCCACACCAUCAACGGGGCCUGGUCAGCCUGGACCUCAUGGUCACAGUGCAGCCGAGACUGCAGCAGGGGCAUUCGCAACCGGAAGCGUGUUUGCAACAACCCGGAGCCCAAGUUUGGGGGCAUGCCUUGCGUGGGCCCCUCCCUGGAAUACCAGGAAUGCAACAUCUUGCCCUGCCCAGUGGAUGGCGUGUGGUCUUGCUGGUCCUCCUGGUCAAAGUGCUCAGCGACAUGUGGAGGUGGACAUUAUAUGAGGACCCGCUCGUGCACAAAUCCAGCCCCCGCCUAUGGAGGCGACAUCUGCCUGGGCCUGCACACGGAAGAGGCUCUCUGCAACACGCAGCCCUGCCCCGAGAGCUGGUCGGAGUGGUCAGAAUGGUCUGAGUGUGAUGUGUCUGGGGUCCAGGUCCGCAUCCGCCAGUGCAUUCUUCUGUUCCCCGUGGGCAGCCAGUGUUCCGGAAACACCACGGAGAGCCGGCCCUGUGUUUUUGAUUCCAAUUUCCUCCCAGAAGUAUCUGUGGCAAGAUCCAGCAGCGUAGAAGAGAAAAGGUGUGGAGAGUUCAACUUGUUCCACAUGAUCGCCGUGGGGCUCAGCAGCUCCAUCCUGGGCUGCCUUCUUACGCUGCUUGUCUACACCUACUGCCAGCGGUACCAGCAGCAGUCCCACGAUGCCACCGUCAUCCACCCUGUUGCGCCCGCCCCUCUCAACACCAGCAUAACUAACCACAUCAACAAACUGGACAAGUAUGACUCGGUGGAGGCCAUCAAGGCAUUUAACAAAAACAACUUGAUCUUAGAGGAAAGAAACAAAUACUUCAACCCACAUCUCACUGGGAAGACCUAUUCUAAUGCCUACUUUACAGAUCUCAAUAACUAUGAUGAGUACUAAGAGUUCUUCUAUUUUUGGCUUCCUGUAACUGCCCCAGUUCCUCAAGGCCUGUGCUCCAUGACUGCCCAUGUCUCCAAGACUUCAGAGAUGGAGUUUGGGUACAUCUCAAGUGCAUUUCAAGCCACUAGUGUCCCACUGCUGCCAAAAAGACACAUUCUUAAAAGCAACAAAAAUCUAAUCGUGAAAAUCUGGUCUAUAAUUCUUGAUCAUUGUUUAAUGAGCCAUGGUGUGCAGGGUUUUUUUAUUGUGUUCAGUCCAUUUUUCUAACAAGUCAGUUGUUUUCUUGAGCUUUUUCAUAACUGUACCACCCACAAUGGAAGGGGUCUUUAGAAAUGUGAACAUCUUCUUGACCUUGAGUGUAAAUCUUCAUGAUGUCUUAAUUCAAGAAAUUAGGCACUUUAUAUGAGAGCCUCCCCACCUCUGCACGGUUUAUAGUAUUGAUAAAAUGAAGAAUCUGAAUGUGGCCAUACAAUGACUCACCAUGGAUCUCCAUCUUCUCAAUCUGGAUGAUACUGUGUGUGUUUGGACUUGGAAUGCUUCUUGCCUGAGGUUACCCAGGGAUUCAACCUGGCUUAUAUCUGCAAAGGUGAUGGUAUGUGGUGUGAGAUGCUCUACCCUUGGUCUUGCUGCCAUUACUGUAUUGUCCCUGGGGUAGGUGAGUGUAAAGAGCAGAGGUACAGACAUGAUGAAGGGGGAACAUGUUCUACAUGCUGUCAUGAAGCUCGCCUUAUUCUGACUUGUGGAUUUCAUGGCAUUUCAGGGAGCUCCUUGUCGCGCAUCGGCCUUGUGGCCCACCUGUCUGGUCCACAGUAACAUCCUAAAGAACCACUCUGUAAAAUAACCACUUGUUUAGCAUUUGGAUAACAGACUCUACACCUCCCCUCUCUCUGCAAAGAAAAAUCUUGAACAUUCAUGAUACUGAUGAAGAAAGUAUUGAAAGGACUGAAAUAUAAUUGAAGACAACUUUUUUUUAUUUUCCAUGUUACAGAAAGUAUUGAAAAACCUGACAUUUAAUGAAAAGCAACUUUUUUAUUUUCCGUCUCCCUGAUAGAACUAAUGUAUGGCCAUCAGCCCCUACCAAGAGGAUUAAUGAUGUGUAAAGCUGGCUUUGUGCAGCUUGUUGCUGUACAUAUUGAAGGGCUCCCCAAGUACCAAGCGGUCAUUUGCUUCCUCUAGCUCAGGUGAGAAGAUGUUCAGCUCUGGUGCCUCUUGUUUUUGAUCUCAGUGCUGCUUUGCCAUCCAUCCACUCCCACUUCUCCCUGCCUGGGGGCAGCAGCCUUUCAAGAAGUACCUUGAGAAGUCAGGGUGUUGGCAAGUAAGGAUUUUAAUGAUUCCAUGGUUCUGAGCUUCGAUCAUUCAUAAGCAUUUCAGGGUGUUAUGAUACUAUCCAGAGGGGUCCCCAGGAGAAAAAAAAAACAGGGUAGAUUACUCGCAAAAAACUGACGCAUGACAUACGGCAGUUGGUUGAAUAAUUAUUGAAAGUAAGAACAAGAUUGAAAUUAUUCAUUUUAUGCCUCUGGGUGUCGUGAUAAAGGCCUGGGUGGACAUAAAGACAUGUUCUUACUGAUAAAUGAAACUUCAGAUCUGGGAAAACUUACAGUGUGGGCAUUGAGGGACACAGACUUUUAGCCUACAUAGGUUGGUUAGGUUUUCACCCUAUCCAAUUUAAAGAUUUGAAAGAUCCUAUGUUUAGUAAUGAAUGUUGAUGAGUUCAAAAUAUUCUUAUAUGCCCAAAUUUUCAGAAACGGCUCUACUAAAAUUAAAGUCUAAAUUGCAGUUGGGCUCUGGGAGGUCUGAUAGAUUUCAAAUGAAUGAUUUUCCGGGUCUUUCCAGUGGGAAGUUCAUGCUACAUCUCCCGUAUUCCUUGUAUGCUGUAUGAGAUUGCUGUUUCUAUGCAAAGUCCACACUUAGGAAGUGAAAUUUAGCCAGAUAGUUUUCUAAUUUUCCUUGGGUUGGAUUUUCAUUGGAUGCUUCAACCUGUCUCAUCACUUUCCUAUAAGAAAAAUGUCCUCAUUUGUGUAGCGUAUUUUAGCCGUUUUUUUAAUUCCUCCCCCGCAAUAUUUUCAAAGCUUAGAAGUUCAUUCUCUUUCCCCUAGGAAAGAGGAUACUGAUAUUUCAAAAAAGUAUCACUGGACUUGAUGGGAAAUGCUUCCCAAAUGACAUCAAAGUUGGUCUUUAAUCAAUCUUGUGCAAUGACUAGGGAAACCACCCUUCCCUACAACGGAAUUUUCAUGUUGUUGAUUACAUAAAUCUUUACAAUUAUCACUGCAAAGAAAUUCACUCAUUUUUGUUCCCUGACACUCUGUUCAAAAGAAAAUUGUUCUCCUCUCUCUCUCAUCCUCCUUCCCUCCCUCCAUCCCGCCUUCUUACUUAACAGGAUAUCAGUUUGUUUAGUUUUAGCUAUAAUCCAAGUAUUUUAAGCAUCUAUGGAAUAACUUUUGUUUUCCCAUCAGCGUAGAGCUGUUGCUUAUGUGUUUAUGCUUCCCCUCCGUAGCCCUCAUCAAGCCUCCAUGUGAUGGGCUUUCACAUUGGUACCUACCACUUCUACUGGAACCUUCAUAAAGCACCUCUUCCUUAGGCUGGGAUGGUUGGGAUUCCUGCCAACACUUGUCACCUUUUAAAUUACUGUGUGAUUUCUUCAUUCUCUUUAUCUUUUCCCUCCCUCCCUUCUUUCCUUCCUUCCUUCCUUCCUUCCUUCCUUCCUUCCUUCCUUCCUUUCUGGUACAAGCAGUACAGAUAGAGACUAAUAUUUUAAAUUGCAUCUCUCUGAGCCUAACAUCAAAUGGCAUUAAUCACAGUUUAAUUUCUAGGGUUAUUUCUGGGUACAAUUGAAGUUUGGCUGAUUUUCAUUAGGAAACUGGCUUUAAUCUCACAUUUAAAUUCUUUGGAAGUGAUUCCCCAUGCUCAGUGCUUUCUCUAGACUAGACUAGUCACUGUUAAUAUCAACCCUGCAGUGCCACAGAAUCCCUGCUCGCUGCAUAGCGGGUGGCCUUCCCCAAAUAGCUCUGAAGAUGAUGGCUUUGAUGACACUGAGGGCUUUGUCACCCUGAAUGAGAUGGACUCCUGUGAAUUCUGAGGUGCUCUGGGGGGCACAGGAUCAGCCUCUGUUGCGUGAAGACCCAGCAUCCCCAGACUUGGGUGUUUCCUUACCCAGUUGUCUGACUCGCUUUAGGCAUGUUUCUGUGCUGCUGAUCCUGGACGCUUAUGGGAGGUUCUGAACUUCCCUGCUCCUUCAGAGACAUUUCACUAAGCCUGUAGAUUCUGACUAGAAUCGGCAUUAAUACUGGGAAAAAAGAGGGUUCCCUGUGUGUGUCAAGGGUGGGCAGAGAUUUUAAAGGAACUGAGAGGAGUAAAGGGCGAGUGGACGUGAGGACUCCCUGCCGUGAAGAAGCCUCUGUCCCCAGGAGGGUUCAGCCCAUGGGCACGGCGUGAGCCACGGGUCUGGCCCCAUUGACUCACCAGUGAUGCAAAGAGAAAGGAAGCAAAUGUGGGAGAAGGUGACCUUGAAAAGAAGGGUACCUGGUCCCUCCCAGCCGAGUGUCCUGGACAUUCCCAGGUGGGGAUCCACGAUCCGCUUGCGCAGUCCUGUGGGCUGAUCCCUGGAUCUUGCAGGAUCAACUGCCCAGAGUGCAGGCGAAGGUGCCUCUAUUUCCUUAUUUCUUUGCAAAAGGGUGAAAUUAAUGAGAAUCAAAGCCUGUGUGGUGAGAGUUCCCACUGGAGACUGUGGUAGAGUUCGUGAGUCAGAUGCCUUUCAAGUUAUGGACAAAGUCUCAGCAGGGGAAUCCCAGGGGCUACCUGAAGGGAUGCUGUUUGUGUAACCACAGAUCAAAGGAGAUUUUAUUAAAAGAUAUAUCAGGUCUGCGUUCAGCUAGUCAUUUUGUGUAAACACGUCCUUAAUGCACAUUGGAGGUGCAGCCUCCUUAGUGUCUGAAUUUACAAAUAUCCCAGUGCCCCUUUAUGAGAUUUCCCUCACUUUUAGAAUCAAUCAUGUCCAUUACCCCAACACUGUCAAACCACUUUCAGCAUUGACUUAGCCCUGCGGGCAUCAACUUUCCUUAGCCCCAGGGUGUCUUUUAUAUUUCAGUGGAGUUUUCUUAUGUGUGGCAUUUUGGGGUAACUAUAUUUAAUUCUGUCUUUCUGUUUCAAAAAGUGACUCUGGAACAUCUAUCCAGAGGCAACAGGUAGGGUAGCAGUAGUGGAUGCCAAGCACUGAGUCUGACUCCAAGCUGCUGCUCUCCAUGUGGCAGGGCUGUGCUUAAAUCCCACAGCUCCAAUAAUCCUUGUCCGUGAAGGCAGGGAAUUAAAACACCAACCUUAAAUCUACUCAUAUGCAAGCUCUCUGCUCUUAUUUUUUAAGAUGAUGCAAAUUGGAGUACACAGAUCUCAUUGGCCAUGCCCAGCGCAUUUAUUCCUUCUACUGUUUCUAUCAUUUCAUGGUAAUUUAGGUUGGCUUGGUGAUUCAUGUUGACAUGACAUUACCAAAAUUGAUUAACUCUGAUUACCUAUCCUUAACUAUUAUCAGACACUAGAAAGCCAUUCUGAUCAAUGGGUGUGAAGUGGGAGAACAUUCAUCUUGGCCUGAGAAAUGUACAAAAGGGAAUGCCAAAUAUUUCAAGUGUAUUACCAUGUAAGAUAAAAUAUUUGGAGACCAGUGGCCAUUGUGGAAUUUAUUUCUGCUGUUCUCUCCUAUUGAAGUCAUUAAUAUUAGUUGAUUUAAAGAUGUUUUGUAACUCUAUAAAUACAGAACCAAUGCAUUCUGGUUAUCCAUUUUGAUAACCUGAUAAAACACAAGAAAAUAUAUUGCUUUCAUCCUUGCUUAUUUUCUCUUUUGGAAAUUGAAAAGUAAUGAACAAGACGUAAAGUUGGACCAUUGGCAGGGAUUUUUAAAAUGACUAUUCCAUAAUCUUUUUUAUGGUUUUAUGUUAAAGAUGUGUUAUAGAUAUUUUUGUAGCAGAUGGAUCAAAGUGGGAUUUUUUUAAUGAUCAUAUGUUGCAUCAUCAAAAAUUUGGUACAUGUUUCAGAAGUGUUAAGAAUGGCGACCUGUUCUCUUUUGAAAAUGUAAGUUCACAUUGCAAAGGGUCUAAGAGCAUCAUCAAAACCAAAAUCAGAGCCUGACAUGAAUGUACUGUUCCUAGUGAAAGGUGUCUCAUAUAGUAUUUUCAGAAGACCAUAUUAGUUUUGCCAUAGAAAAGAAAAAAAGCUACCAAGCUUAUUUCCCAUGAUUCAGUACCAAUUCUCAUUCAGGCAAACAUGUUUUACUUUGUUGCCAUGAUGACAGUAACUAGUGAAAUAUACUUUAAGACCAGAAGGGAGAAAAAUUGAGAUAGAAAACCACUCUAUGGUAUUUCUUAAACUAACGUGUUGGAUGGGCAAUAGAAUUCAUUCCACCUCUUGCAUAUCAGUCAGAAAUCUGAGGCCAGCAGUUCAAACACGAUCCUGUACUUUCUCAGAUUUUUGGCAACUUAAUGCCAAAAAUGGCCCAAAUAUUAUAGUUCAAAAUGAUCCCCAUUUUAGAUAAAUACAAGCUGGAGAGCAAAAUCUGGAUUCCAGAAAAUCCAAACUAUCCCCCUAACAUGUCACUAAGAAAGAGCCUGAUUAGUAAGUGCAGAUGGUUUAAUUUCCUAUUAAAAGUGGCCAGUGCCUUGUUUAAGAUAAUGAUUUAUCAUUUCAUCUGGAUAUUAUUGGUUGAAAGCAGAGGACUGAUUGGCUAUACUUUGAAGAAAAUCAUUCUUAUAUGCCUCUUUGAACUCAGGAAUAGAAAAUGAACAAGAAGCACAUCAUCGUCAGAUGUGAUUUCCACCCACACUGCGGCUAUGAUGCCAGAAUGGGUGCCACGAUGUGUUCAGAAUUUAGGUGAACCCAGCCUUCCAGAAACUGACAUCACGUUAAUUUUACAUUUUCCAAAAAACACCUUAACGUUCGUUCUGUAGUGGGAAUGUCAAUGGGAUGCCUAUAGAAGUUAGAGGGUUUUGUUACUGUCUGUCUUCAGGCAAGUCUGUAGAUACAGGAAAAUCAGACGUAGGCUGGUGAUGACUGGCACAGAUAUGGUGAGUGGAAUGAGAGCCAGCUAGAAUAUUACCUGCUGUUUGUUUGAACUCAAUGUCAAACUUGCUUCAUAAGUUCACAAAGUUUUCAUUCUUAGUCUGGGUUAAGAAAGUUAACAGUGUUUCCUCUGCUAAAUUUGAUUCCUUUUCCCCUGUACCAUGACUGUUGGCCAAAAUCAGACUUGAACUUUUGCACUUUGGGAGAAAGCACACUAUGAACCUUCAACACAAGCACCUACAUCCACCACCAAAAUUCUACACUGUCUGCAAGGGAAGUGCACAAAAUCCAAUGUAGGAUUCUUCAAAAGUGUGUAACUAAAUUUGUGUGUUUUGCCACUUGAUGUGACUUUUGAAGAUGUUAUGAAAUGUUAAAUGCCUCAUUCUGUGUUAAUUUGCUGUUUCUGUUUUGUGAUACAAAAUAAACUUAUUUGGGAUUAUUUCAUUUUUUUUUUUUUCAUGGAACCUUCUCCCGAAGCCACCUUGACCCCUUGGUAAACUUACAGAAAGUUACUGAUCUUGAAAUUAAUUUUUAAAAGACCAUAUAUAUUAAUCAUAAUGGAGCUUUCUUAGAAUGAGGUAGCACUGUCUCCCCUUUAUUGGAAUGAGAAAAACAGAGCUUUGGUUGCCCUGUUGGAAUGCUUGUGGAUUUCUGGGUAUUCCCCCUCAGGACCAAUGGGGGAUGGGGGUUUUUCAGCCCUUACAUUUGACUUUCAAGGUUUCACUGGAAACCUUGUUGUUAAAAAUGUGUAAUACUGAUUUCCAGUGGUCUUCAUUUUUUUCCGUUUAUCAAUUCACUGGUCUUAAAUGCUCACUUGAGAGCUGUCCAGGUCUAUAUCUACAAAAGUUGUUUAAUGACACCUGGUAGAUACACUGUUUUCAAAAUCAGUUUAAGACACCAGCUGAGGCAGUGCAGGCAGGGUGCCCAUUGCCCGCUGCCCUAGAUCAAUGUCAUAAGUUUGGGGAAGUGGCGGGCAGGUGUCUCCCAACCAGUCAGCAGAAACCAACUCUCAUGGGCUCCCAGCCUCAACUCAGAGGAAAACAGGCAUAUUUUUGAGCUGGUAUCCCCGAAGUGAAAGUGUCCCGCUCACUCCCUGCUCUUGGCGAGUUGCCAGGUUCUAUAACCCAAACCUCUGCAUCUCUUCUAAACAAUAGAUUCAUGAAGGAUGAUCCCGAGUAUUGCCAACAGUCCCCCAAGCUUCCUUCCAUACCAGCCCCCUCUUCAUCUCUAUCUGCCAACAUUUGGGGGACAAAAUAAGAGAAUCCUGAUUAUGUACAGUAAAAAAUGUAUUAUAUUUUUUGUACUUAAGCUUUAUGUAAAUAGUUUGUCUCAUUCCAUUGUAAGUUAGCAUUGAAAUAAAUU
Delphinapterus leucas (beluga whale) is the source of this 14157-nucleotide messenger RNA. The record is from RefSeq and is a predicted model, not a curated record. Lineage: Eukaryota; Metazoa; Chordata; Mammalia; Artiodactyla; Monodontidae.